Molecule: messenger RNA, 1758 nt
Organism: Cadophora gregata
Lineage: Eukaryota; Fungi; Ascomycota; Leotiomycetes; Helotiales; Ploettnerulaceae
Gene: NNT1
Product: nicotinamide n-methyltransferase
Exons: 2
Coding region: 788-1618 (276 amino acids)
Biological process (GO): peptidyl-lysine dimethylation
Molecular function (GO): protein-lysine N-methyltransferase activity
Source: RefSeq, a predicted model, not a curated record
AUCUGAUCUAAGACAUAUCAAUUGCUAUACCUAGAUCUGACCUUGAUAUCCGACAAAGAAGCAAAUCUCGUCUUUGAAACAAGUAAGGCUGGGAAGAAGAACGGGCAUCGUUUGUAACGUAGCUCGCCCCCUAGGUCCGAGGCACGGGCGGAACAUCAGCAAACAUUGAUAGGCUGGUCCUUACAGGGCUGCCGUGCCUUAGCCUUAUCUAAUCGGGGGGUCGGCGGGGUUGGUUGGAGGGGUCAAAACACUUGUGUUCGCGAUCCAGAUGACAAUAGGCUAUGAGCAGUUGAUACUCGAAGGAGAAGAGAAGAGAAGAGGAAAGAUCUCAUGAGAGCAUGUUCGUCGUGCCCUUGUACUGUGACUUAAUUGCCCACGCACUUGCGGGAAGCAAUACUUGUAUACCUACACAGGGGUCUCGGAAACCCGCAGGGAAGGUUGAGCUAGUCCACCUGUCCACCUCCCACCAAAUGCUCGCUUAGAAAAAACAUCAAAACUUCUUUCCUUCUUCGGACUUCGGAGUAUUUUGAGGCGACAGCAAUCAAACAGACAUUGAAUAUACUACCACGGUAAACAGAAUGUUUAUGGUUCAAUACAAUUUGCACGUAUGUACAGACUCUAAUUUGGCUAUCCACAAAAGCCAGGUAUCAUCACAUCCAGCCUUGAGAGCCUGAAACAUCUUGCGGGUACCUUGUCCUCCACCUACCCACGUGAUUCACCCGCAACCAUCAGCUCGCCUAUUCAUCAACACAUCAACAGUCUAAGCUUCUCAUUCAAGGCUCUCACAAUGACAUCUCCUUCCCAAGACGACAUUCUCUCCGACGACGGCGGCGGUCUCGACCUCUUCACCGAACCCGCCGACUACUACCCUCCCUCACCCACCCCCACAACAGAAACCCACACUCUCCUCUCGGGCCGCACCCUUACCGUCAACCUCGUCGGGCACAACCCUCUCUGGGGUCACCACCUCUGGAACGCCGGCCGUCUAAUCUCCACCUAUCUCGAGAAGAACCCUUCUCUGGUGAAAGACAAGACGGUACUGGAGCUUGGCGCGGGAGCGGGAUUGCCGAGUUUGGUGUGUGCGGUGCUGGGGGCGAGGAAGGUCGUUGUGAGUGAUUAUCCGGAUCCGGAUCUGGUGGGGAAUUUGUGGGGGAAUGUGGAUGCGUUUUAUAGUGGGGAGAAGGGCGUAGAGGACGGGAAGAGAGAGGAGAGGAAGUUGGUUGCGGAGGGGUAUUGUUGGGGGGCCGAUGUAGCCCCGUUACUUGCUCAUCUUCCUAAAAGCGAGAAAGGGGAUGAGGCGAAGGGUUUUGAGGUGUUGAUCUUGGCGGACCUAUUGUUCAACCACUCGGAACAUGGGAAGUUAGUCUCGACGAUUGAGAAGACGCUGCUUAAAAGCGAGGAUGCUAAAGCACUAGUUUUCUUUACGCCAUAUAGACCGUGGUUAUAUGAGAAGGAUAUGGCGUUCUUUGAUCUGGUGAGGGAGAAGGGCUUUGUGGUGGAGAAGGUGUUAGAGGAGAAGAUGGAGAAGGUUAUGUUUGUGGAAGAUAGGGGAGAUGAGGAGUUGAGGAGGACGGUGUUUGGGUAUGUAGUUAGGUGGAAGUUCCUAUUGGGAAGCUGAUUUAGGAUAGGAGCUCGAUUGGGUAGAUUGUGAUGUACUCUGAUGAGAAGAAAUCACAAUAUGUAUUACCUGCAUGAGUUCAAUUGUCUCUCCUUUGUAUAAUAAAAUAUCCAGAUAUCAUGCUUUGAACUCGCUCCCUU